AUGCCUUCAGGAUCUUGCUUUUGUCAGAAACUCAAAUAUGAGUUUACGGGAGAGCCCGAGGGAGUGGCCAUUUGCCACUGUUUAUCAUGUCAAAAAAUCAGCGGUAGCACCAACACCCUCAACCUAAUCAUUCCCGUUGAUCGGGUUCACUUCACAGUCGGCUCGCCCAAAACUUGCACCGAGUCUCACGAGAUUGGUAUGAAAAUCACUCUUCAUUUCUGUGGCAACUGCGGAGGUGUUUUGUACAAGACUGCCGACCUCGAUAUGUUCGCCGGAAAGGCUGUUGUUCAAAUCGGGACACUUGACGACGCCACUGCCAUCAAACAAGCCAAGCCAGAUAUGGAACUCUGGACGAAAUAUCGUGCUCCAUGGCUGCCCAGCCUGGAAGGCGUUGUUCAAAAAACCGAAUUCUAA
Messenger RNA from Penicillium canariense, 414 nucleotides. Its product is annotated as GFA family protein. Gene Ontology annotation, molecular function: carbon-sulfur lyase activity. Bases 1 to 414 code for a protein of 137 amino acids. The transcript is spliced from 2 exons. NCBI's taxonomy places the organism in Eukaryota, Fungi, Ascomycota, Eurotiomycetes, Eurotiales, Aspergillaceae. The record is from RefSeq and is a predicted model, not a curated record.